Molecule: messenger RNA, 1703 nt
Organism: Spinacia oleracea (spinach)
Lineage: Eukaryota; Viridiplantae; Streptophyta; Magnoliopsida; Caryophyllales; Amaranthaceae
Product: putative ATP synthase protein YMF19
Cellular component (GO): membrane; mitochondrion
Source: RefSeq, a predicted model, not a curated record
ACCGCAACGUCAACGACACCGCCCCUACGAUCGUCGCUGCUCUGAUACCACGUGUCACGUGCUGACUAUUUUCCUUAGUCUCACACGCUGCCCACUAGCGUCACACUCCCGUCGGACUAACUAGUCAAGGCACUUGGAUGCUUCGGCUAAGCCUAAGUGAUGCAACGAAAGCUAAGUGUGGAAGAAGAACGUAGGCACAAAGUAUGUAGGCUUUUAAAGAAUGCUUGUAUUGCUUGAGUUUGUUUACAAAUGCUUGGAUGAUAUGUACAAAUGAAUGAGGAGGCCUAUUUAUAUUAUAGGCUCCUUGGAUCCCUAGAAAGUUCUACUCUAGAACAAUCUAUAACCUCCUCUUAAGGAGUAUUCUCUAAGAUUCUAGAAAGUUCCCACCUCCCAAGGAACAACUAAAUACAAGGAGGCUUCUACAUCCUUCUAUACAAAUCUGUACAAGGGAGUUCUAGACACUUCCAUGCUAGAACCUUCUAGGCAAAACCAAGCUAGAAUGCCCAAGAUAACUCCGGAGCACCACCGAAAAGCUUGCUGCACCAUCGGUCCGGGCCUCAACAAUUCUGGCCCGACCAUUCAAGGAAAUAGACAAGAUUGAAGCUCCUUGCUUGGGUUCGGUUAUCAUUAAAUGUAUAGCUUUGGGUAUUGAAGUGAAGAUACUUGCAUAAAUAGAAACUUCGGGCGUAGAAUAAACUUUCUGAUACGUCAAAAAAGAGAUUCUACGCCGUAAAGGAAGCGCGUGCCCAAUCACUAACCAGGAGGUGGUGUUCAUCAAGCCCUCUCUCCGGACUUAACCUAGACCUUUAUCCGGCCUAAAAACCCUUUCUAUCUAAGCUAGAGUUCCAAAGGCGAAAACUCAAAAACUAGUAAAGGAUGCUCGUGUUGUGGUUUUGAGCUCUUUGGCUUGUGUUCUAAUAGUAAGCACAGGAAGAAAGCUGAGAGCCUUCUCUAAAAAAUAAUGAAAGAGCGGGUUCAUGGUCCCUAGUCUCCUUUUUUUCUAUAAUAGAAACCUUUUUUAAUUUGAUGAUAGCAGAUAUAUAGAAAGUGUGCGGUGAAGGAUGUUUCGUCAGAAGCAGUCUUUCUUAUUGGAAAAAGGGCUCAAACAAUGCCUGUCCCAUUCCGUUGUUGGUCAACAACCAACAAAUUUGACACCAACUCAUUCUAGAGGCUUGACGGAGUUAAGCUGUCUGGAGGGAAUCACUAAAGAAAACAUUAUUAUGCCUCAACUGGAUCAAUUUACUUAUUUUACACAAUUCUUCUGGUCAUGCCUCUUCUUCUUUACUUUCUAUAUUCUAAUAUGCAAUGAUAGGGAUGGAGUACUUGGGAUCAGCAGAAUUCUAAAACUACGAAAUCAACUGCUUUCGCGCCGGGGGAACAACAUCCAAAGCAAGGACCCCAAGAGUUUGGAAGAUAUCUUGAGAAAAGGUUUUCACACAGGUGUAUCCUAUAUGUACUCUAGUUUAUUCGAAGUAUCCCAAUGGUGUAAGGCCGCCGACUUAUUUGGAAAAAGGAAGAAAAUCUCUUUGAUCUCUUGUUUCGGAGAAAUAAGUGGCUCACGAGGAAUGGAAAGAAACAUAUUCUAUUUGAUCUCGAAGUCUUCAUAUAGCACUUCUUCCAAUCCUGGAUGGGUGAUCACUUGUAAGAAUGACAUAAUGCUAAUCCAUGUUCUACACGGCCAAGGAAGUUUCAAAAUAUGACCA